Messenger RNA from Yarrowia lipolytica CLIB122, 1914 nucleotides. RefSeq lists its product as uncharacterized. Gene Ontology annotation, biological process: iron ion transport; intracellular manganese ion homeostasis. Gene Ontology annotation, molecular function: cadmium ion transmembrane transporter activity; manganese ion transmembrane transporter activity. The record is from RefSeq and is a predicted model, not a curated record. Lineage: Eukaryota; Fungi; Ascomycota; Dipodascomycetes; Dipodascales. Gene Ontology annotation, cellular component: plasma membrane.
AUGAACUGCCCAACUCGUGAUCCCGACCCUAAGGGCGUGCCUGGCUUCAACCAGCAGCCGCCACAGUUCGACAACGAGCUCAACAACAACAAAUCGUUCAACAAGAACAACUCCGGAGCCGAGUCCGGCAAGAAGCUGAGCGCCAAGGGCCUCGCAAACGCCAUGGGAGACUCCGACCUAGCCGGAGGCCAAAAUACGCGCUCGGCUUCACGCCCCUCCAGGCGCUCCCGCCCGGGUCACCAGAAUAGGGGCCUGAGUGAGAGCUCGCUCGGCAUUCAGUUGAGACGAUCCACCUCGUCUCUCAACAACAUGUCUGACAACAGCUCUAACUCUGACGACUCCAACGAGUCGACUCCCCUCACCGCAUCCGGAUCAGCCGACCCCAACAAAAAGCCCCUGUCAACCUGGGGCAAUAUGAUGCGGAUUCUGUCCAAGUACGGCAAGUUUGUGGGACCAGGAAUCAUGGUCUCCGUGGCGUACAUGGACCCCGGUAACUACUCCACGGCCGUGUCCGCCGGAGCUAUGUACCAAUAUAAGCUGCUGUUCAUCAUUUUUGUCAGCAACCUCUUUGCCGUCUUCCUGCAGGUGCUGUGUGUGAAGCUCGGAUCUGUCACUGGUCUUGAUUUGGCUGAAAACUGCAGACAGCACCUUCCUCCUUGGCUCUCUGUCUCCAUUUACGUCAUGGCUGAAAUUGCGAUUAUCGCCACUGAUCUCGCUGAAGUCGUUGGUACUGCCAUUUCCCUCAACAUUCUCUUUGGUCUCCCUCUCUUCAUGGGUGUUCUGGUCACCGUGGUUGAUGUCCUCAUUGUGCUCAUGGCCUACCGACCCAACGGCCCCAUGCGCAUUGUGCGGUACUUUGAGUACGGCGUGGCUGGUCUUGUCGCCGUGGUAGUUGUCUGUUUUGCCUUUGAGCUCGCUGCGCUCGACAACCUCGACAUUCCUCUCGUGCUUGAAGGCUUCCUCCCAUCCAAGGAGUUGCUCGAAACCAACGGCCUAUACCUCUCCUGUGGUAUUCUCGGAGCCACUGUCAUGCCCCACUCUCUGUACCUGGGUUCUGGUCUUGUUCAGCCUCGUCUCCGUGAAUAUGACGAGGACAACGGAUACGCCAUUCCCGAAGAUGCUCGAUUUGGAGACGAUGACGAGGACCUGAAGUACAAGCCCUCUAUCCACGCAAUCAAGUACGCGAUGAAGUACUCUAUUGCCGAGCUGGUAAUCUCUCUCUUCACAGUUGCCAUCUUCAUCAACUCCGCCAUUCUUAUUGUGGCUGGUUCCACCCUGAACGGGUCUCCCGACGCCUACGACGCUGACCUCUUCUCCAUCUACGACAUGCUACGAACAAUUCUGUCGCCUGCUGCUGGUACAGUGUUUGCUCUGGCUCUUCUGGCCUCUGGACAGUCUGCUGGUAUUGUCUGCACUCUUUCUGGCCAGAUGGUGUCUGAGGGUUUCCUGCGAUGGUCUUUCAAGCCCUGGAUUCGACGGCUCAUCACCCGAUCCAUCGCAAUUGUUCCCUGUCUGUUUGUGACCUUAUUUGUCGGCCGAAAAGGUCUGGCGGACGUGCUGAACGCCUCCCAGGUUGUUCUCUCCCUGCUGCUGCCCAUGGUAUCUGCUCCUCUAAUCUACUUCACCGGUUCGAAGAAGAUCAUGAAGGUAGCUGCCAACGCUGCUGUCGUCCACACCCGACCUCGAAGCAACUCCAACGGUACUCUCACUCCUGCUGACCGAUCCAGCAAUGGAUACGGCAUGGUCGAAGACGAGGCCUCUACUGACGACGAGUCCAUCUGCAUUCCCGAGUACGUCGACAUGAGCAACUCAGCCACCACUCAGUUCAUCGCCUACCUAGUGUUUGGUAUGGUCUCUGCUCUUAACUUGUUUUUGAUCAUCUCUAUUGCCAUGGGUGCUGACGUUCCUCUAUAA